This is a messenger RNA of Lathyrus sativus (Indian pea), 525 nucleotides long. NCBI's taxonomy places the organism in Eukaryota, Viridiplantae, Streptophyta, Magnoliopsida, Fabales, Fabaceae. The record is from the annotation of a GenBank genome assembly.
AUGUCGGUUCUUAUAAGCGAAAGCUCUACCAAGGACUUCAAGGUCAACAAAGGGCUUAGACAAGGAGAUCCUUUAUCUCCUUUUCUUUUCAUCUUAGUGAUGGAAGGGUUGAAUGCCCUUACGAAGAAAGCUGAAGAUCUGGCUCUGUUCAAGGUUUUCGGUGAGGUGUCCCACAACAUUAUCCAAUUUGCAGACGAUACGACGUUCAUUGGAGAAGGUAACUGGGAUAAUUUAUGGUUUGCGAAAGCUAUGCUCAGAGGUUUUGAGCUGAUCUCCGGAUUGAAAGUCAACUUCUUCAAAAGUAGCUUAUAUGGAGUUAACUGUAAGAAAGGUUUUUUAGAUUCAGCUGCUGAGUUUUUGAACAGUGAGGUGAGUUCCCUCCCUCUUAAAUUCUUUGGAACCUUUGUUGGUGAUAGUCCGCGUAGAAUUCGUAUGUGGAGUCAUGUGAUCGAGUUAUUUAGGAGUAAGUUGACGGUGUGGAAGAGUAAAAAACUUGAGCAUUGGAGGAAGAGUAAAAAACUUUGA